AUGGUAACGCCGAACCCAGAAUCAGUGGCUAAUCAAAGAAGGGUUCGCAAGGGGACUCGGUCUUGCUGGGAAUGCAAACGACGGAAGAUCAGGUGCAUCUUUCCAACGUCGGGAGACGCCACAUGCGUCUUCUGUCAGCGCCGACGGGUACCCUGCAUCGGUCAGGAGAUACCAGAGUCUUUGGCUCUGGCCGGCAAGGGUAACCGCGGUCUCGGUGAUCGCAUCGCAAGAAUUGAAGAUGCUAUGAAAGACUUGCUUGAUAGCAAAGAAGAGUUACAGCAAAAGGGACAUGAUGUUGUCAGAGUUUAUGCCUCAGACCCAACGCCCUCGUCAGUCCGAGCUCCUCCCACGCCUGCAAAAACUCUUGAAGAAUGUUCUCUACAUUCAGCACUACUUGCCUCAGACUCGCCAACUGUGUUAGAUCAAGCUGAGGCUGAAACCACAGCCUUCCAUCCCUUAUGGGCUGCCUUUCCAUCCGACGACGACGUCAAAAUUCUGCUUCAGGAGAGCUUGAGAACAUCACGUUACACCUGCUUGGUCAACACCCAGCCGCAUAGCAAAUUGACCCAGGAGACGCUCGGGGCGCCGUACCUUUCACCAAAAUGUCCUGAUUCCAACACUCAUCCCGUCAUUCUCGCCAAGAGUAUGCUUAUUUUUGCCAUCACUCUACAGGCCCCAUGUGAGGAAUUUCUCAGCCUCUCGGAACCACCAAACGUUCUCAGCCGUCGCUUGGUCACGGCUGCUGUGAGAUGGUUGGCGACCCAGGAAGAGACGCACGGCUCUGUCGAGAGCCUGAUUUGCAUCAUUCUCGAAGCUGUCUUUGAAACUAACUGUGGCAAUCUUCGUAAGGCGUGGGUUAUCUAUCGCAGGGCAAUGGCCAUUGCACAAACGAUGGGCCUGCACCGCUCACCUAUGCCUCCACUAAAACGCAUCGACCCUACGCUUGAUGCUGACCCAGAGUUUAUGUGGUUUCGAAUUGUCUACAUGGAUCGUUAUCUCAGUUUGCUGCUCGGUCUACCUCAGGGAACAACUGAUAAGAGCCUACGGGCUUUAUCGCUUUUACAGCAUGAACCACCACUAGGCCAAUUCGAGCGACAACUCACCGUCAUAGCAUCAUGUAUACUAGAACGUAAUGACCGUGCCUUUACUGCGAGUGAGAUCGUUAUAAAACAGUCUAUUGAUGCAGAUCUACUGAGAGUGUCUCAGAGUAUGCCGGCAAGCUUUUGGCGUCCGGCGAAUUUCCAGAACGUGAUGGUAGGAUCGCCCGACAACCUCUUGGAGGCAGUACGGCUGGCAGCUCAGGUCUACUACUACGGCUUACUAAUUCAGCUCCAUCUACCAUAUAUGAUGCACGGAAUCAGUAAUGAUACCGAGCAUGAAUACUCUAAGAUCACAUGCGUCAACGCGAGUCGGGAGAUUAUAACACGCUUCAUUGCUCACCGAAGCUUUCAACCUAAGUCGUUAUGCUCACGGCCUGUAGACUUUUUUGCCCUUUUAGCCGCCAUGACGCUUUCACUUGCUCACCUCGAUGCUCAUUACCAUAGGAAUGCGACCAACUUCCUGGCCCAUCAGCGUCUUAGCGAUCGUGCUAUGCUGGAUCAAACCUUGGAGAGAAUGGAUGUAAUGAGAGACGAUAACAAGGACGUCGUCAUGGAAGAAAGCGGCGAAUUGAUCCGACGAUUACUCGAAAUCGAGGCGGAUGCAGCCAAUGGAAGCAGCUACACCGCCAGCAGCGUCGGAAGAGACGAAGACGAUGGACAAGACUCUGCAGGGAAGGGAUGCGUAGAGGGGCUGCGUUUACUCAUUCCAUACCUCGGCACCAUCAAGAUCACCCGUCAGGGACCUAUCUCUCGAGAGCCCUUGCAAGAGAGCGCUGCAUAUCAGACUCCUCAGACUGAGUUUCCGUAUGCGGAGCCAAUGCGUGCUACACUCAAUGACGCAUUUACGUCUGUACCUCAAGCGCCAUCGCCUACGGAUAUCCAGCAGCCACUGACUCAUCUGCACGGCGUGACUCAAAACUCACCGGUUUUGGGAGAUCUGCUCGUGCCGGACCAGCUGAACCAGCAGCUGCAAACAUCCAGGGAAGAACAGCACCUGCAAUCGCACUUGGAGCUUCCCGCCAUCGCGACGGGCAUCCAUGACUGGCCUUUCCAGGGCGCCGACGUGGCCUUCUUCGAUAGCCUGAUGAGAGGCUGUCCUGGACUAGACAAGUGA
This is a messenger RNA of Talaromyces proteolyticus, 2214 nucleotides long. RefSeq lists its product as uncharacterized. Bases 1 to 2214 code for a protein of 737 amino acids. The transcript has 2 exons. Gene Ontology annotation, molecular function: DNA-binding transcription factor activity, RNA polymerase II-specific; DNA binding; zinc ion binding. Gene Ontology annotation, biological process: regulation of DNA-templated transcription; DNA-templated transcription. NCBI's taxonomy places the organism in Eukaryota, Fungi, Ascomycota, Eurotiomycetes, Eurotiales, Trichocomaceae. The record is from RefSeq and is a predicted model, not a curated record.